Stylonychia lemnae is the source of this 1509-nucleotide messenger RNA. Lineage: Eukaryota; Ciliophora; Spirotrichea; Sporadotrichida; Oxytrichidae. The record is from the annotation of a GenBank genome assembly.
AUGAAAGCAUAAAAAUCACCAGUUCUUCUUAAAGAAACGAUAAGCUCAUCAGAUCGUAAUUGCUUAACUCCUGAUCAGUAGGUUUCUGCUUUGUUGCAAACCUAAAGCAAGAGAUUUUCUAUGAAAAAGCGUUAGAAAAAAGAAAAGCUCAAAGCAUCGGUAAAGAAAUCUCUCAAUUUUGAUGGAAUUAAACAUUUUAAACAGGAAUAAAAAAAUGGUAAUGCCAAAACCAGCUAAAAAAGUCAUGAAAAAUCCCUCAGUGAUGAAGACUCCUCAUUAAAUGACGACUCUCAGAACCCUUUAUCAAAGAGAGUUAGAAAAAAUAGAGAUCAAAUUAAGGCGCUUCACAUUGCAUUUGAGAAAUCAGGCGGCAACUGGUCAAAAGAUGAUUAAACUUAAUUGGCAAGGCAGCUUGGCCUUAAUGAAUAAUAAGUAUAUAAAUGGAGCUGGGACCAGAUGUAAAAAAGAAGAAAGCUACAAGAAUAUAAGAAUUCAUCAGAAUACGCCUAAUUAAAAUAACAAGCAAAUACAGAUGAAUUCGGUGGUUACUCUAAAACUUGGCUCUCAAAAGGUGGAAUAUCCUCUGCCUCCGAGAGGAAAAUGAGUGAUGAUUUUGAGGGCUUAGAUAGCAUUUCUUCUCUGAUCGGCAUCGAUAUCGAACAAAAGGCAAAAGACAUAGUCUCCAAAAAAUCUCCAGAUGGGCACUCGAAAAGAUAAAUAGCUAAACCAAUAAAUCCAAAUCCUUUUAGUAUCAUUCCAGAGUUUAAGAGGCCAGACGAAAUCUCAGUACCCAUUCCUCGAAGGUCUACCAGAAAUUCAAAUUAUUCAGAAAUAAAACCGUAGCAAGAAUAAUCUAAAGAUAAAACAGCCCAAAAUAUUACACACUAGGACGAUUAGGAUGCUUCUCUGUUGAAAUAGCUCGAGAAAAAUCUUCCAUAUCACCAUCAAAUUUCCCUUGCUAUGUUCAAAUAAAUAAGUCAAACAUUUUCAAAUAAAUCUACACCGAAUAUCAAUGAUAAACCUAUGAUUGGUGGAACUGACCUCAACAAUCACUAGUCCAUACUAAAUCUAAUUAACAACUGUUCAAUUCAAUCACCAUUCUAAUUCAAGCAGCCAUUUGGAAUGAACUAUCUCAACCUCAAAAGCUAGCCUACAGAGGAGGACAAUAAAAAUAAGAAGAUAUCAAUGGCCUUCUAAAAUUUAUUUGAUGAUCCUCAGCUACCCUCAAAUGAUGAGGAUGAGAUUGAAGAAAAGCCUCUUAUCAUGUAAAAGUAGAGCUCCUAUAAAUUGAAUUCUAUCAUUUCACCGAUAAAUUUUUUGAAUCCCAUGGCUAUAAGUUACUAUGAAUCACAAUAGAAUGCAUUUUCAAAUACUCUCAGCGGAUAGAUAAGAUAGAACCCAUUUUAACAGACACCAAUGCAAAUGCAUUAAUUAAAUAGUGCGAUGAGUCAAAAGCUAUUUGUAAUGACUCCCUCGCCAAACAUAAGGAAGCCCUUUACUUUCCCUUGA